AUGAGCUUCAUUCUGUAUUUCGAAGUGCUUCAGAAGGAGGAACUAGCUCCAGUGACGUCACAUCUUGAGUAAAUUGUGAGUGUUCAAUAUGUCUGACUCAGAGUUUGAAUCCACAUUCGGUGGGAGUUCCACCUCCAUCAUCGCUAACCCUCGUAAACAUACGAAGAAGAGGAAGACUGCGCCAACUUCAUCAAGAUCAGACUCUGAGUGUGAAACUGUGCAGCCAGCAGCGCUGAAAAAGAAACCUGUAGCUUCUAGACCUCGAGCUCCAACGAAGAGUUCUACGGAUCUGUUCGGGCUACUAUCCGACGAAGACGAAAGUGUCGCCAUCGAAAACUCUCAACGACUAAAAGUCGGUCGUCAGCAGCUGGACAGCAGCCUGACCUCGAAGGUGGCCAACGGUGUCGUGCGGCGAACGGUUCCGCUCGAGGGCGCUUAUUACGUGGAGGUGCGUGUUUACAACACCAGGGACGCGCUCAAGACGCCGCCCGCGGAUCGCUACAAGAAGACGCUGCACACGCUGAAGGUUCAGCUUAACACCGAAACAUCGCAGUGGCGGGAUCUUCAAAAAUUUAUGAAGACCACGAAGAAAUUGUUUGAAGACCGCGAGCCAAUAUUUUAUAAUAAUAAAAUAAACUUUAAAUCUUAGUUUUAAGUUAGUUAGUUCUAUUCUGAGAAUGAUUUAAAAUAAAUAGCAUCUAAUAUAUUUUUUGUUGCAUUUUCCUAUAGGCUUUUAAGUUUAGUCAUAUAUGAACAUCUAGAGUUAGACUCUCGUUAAUUUUCUGUUAAAUCUUAAACCUAAAUCUUCUUUUAGAAUUUAUAAGCCAUAGUUUGUUGUAUAAUUCAUAAAUUGUGUAAUUCCCGUUAACUGUACUACGUUAUUGUUUACUAGUAAAAUACCUAAAGACGUUAUUUCAGCUUAAAGUGUAUUGAUAACAUGCCUUUUUGUACUGCUUGUGGUACCCGCGUGGAAAAUACGCAUUGGAUAGGUCACUUGAGGAGUAAUGCGCACAAAAACAAAUGUGCGGUUCCGGUAGAAGACGGAGUACUUAAGGUAACCUCUGCAUUUAAAGGUCGUAUUGCAUCAUUUAGAAUUCCAGCAAAUGUGGAACACGAGUCAACUUUACCGGAUAUAUUUUUAAACAGUAAACGUGGAAAAUUAUGUAGUCUUAUCGAAAAGUCGUUAAAAAAAUACGUAAGUUUAAAGAUAAAUAUUGAGUAUUUUGCUAAUUUCAUUUUACUAAAAAAUGAUUCCCAAGACGUUAAAUCUUUUGCCACUAAGAAUAUAACAAUACAUCGUAACUUUAACUGGAACCAAAUAUUUGACUCUGUUGUUAAUAACUUGUGUAAAAAAGUUGAAGAAUUUCAGGACCGUGACAGUGGGUGGGCCUUUCUAAAUAACAUUUAUGUAGAGAUUAAUAUCAAUAAAUUCGAUCCUUUAAGUGGUUCAGGUUCUAGUUAUAUGGAUUUGCCAUUAUAUUUAAAAAAGAAAAAAGCAUGCAUCAAUAUCCAAAACAAAGAUAGCUUUUGUUUUUUAUGGAGCGUUGUCGCAGCCCUUUAUCCUGCAAAACGCAACGGAGAUCGUCCAUCGUCCUAUCCUAAUUUUCAAGACGUAUUGAAUAUUGAUGGUCUAAACUUCCCUGUUACUUUCACAGAUAUAAGAACAUUUGAAAAAAAUAAUCAAAAUAUAUCCAUAAAUGUAUAUUCCUUAAAAAGUAAUCGCAUUGUGGGUCCAAUUUACAGAUCUGAGUUUAAAAGAAAAACAAGGAUCAAUUUAUUAUUACUUGAAAAGGGAAACAAAUCGCACUAUGUUUUAAUAAAAAAUUUGUCACGUCUUGUUCGUACUCAAAUAACAAAGCAUCAUGGCACGAUAUACUUUUGUGAUGAUUGUAUGCUGUUUUUUUCGUCUGAAGAGAAACUUAAUAGUCACACUUGUUGCGGUGUGACUACCGUGCUUCCGGAACAUGGUAGUUGUCUUCAUUUUAAAAAUUUUAAUCGGAAACAGGAUGUUCCUUUUGUGGUGUACGCCGACUUUGAAACUCUACUUAAACCAAUAACGACUUGUGAGCCUGAUCCAAAUUGUAGUUUUACGUUAAAUCGUACACAACACAUUCCAGCAGCUUUUGCUUAUCGCAUUGUUUGCUCAUUUGAUAGCAAACAUAAUCGAUUCAUUUCGUACCGCGGUCGCGACUGUGUUCAAAAAUUUCUCAAAUGUCUGUAUAGAGACGUAGAAAAAAUUUAUGAAAUUUUAAACGUUGAAGUGCCAAUGGUGUUUAACGAAAGUGAUGCCAAAAUGCAUGCCAAAGCUGACGUGUGUCAUAUUUGCAAUAGUCUCCUGCUAUUUGACAAAGUAAGAGACCAUUGUCACUUGACAGGCUGCUACCGAGGUGCUGCUCACCAGUACUGCAAUUUACAGUACAGUCUCCCAAAACUAGUUCCUAUUUUUUUUCAUAAUUUAGCAGGCUAUGAUUGUCAUUUAUUCAUUAAGGAAUUGGCUGAUAGUUUGGGUCCUAUUAAAGUAAUACCUAAGAAUAAAGAAAACUAUAUUUCAUUCACAAAAUUUUUAAAAAUGUCUGAUGGGAAAUUUGCUCAAUUAAGAUUUGUAGACUCGUUUAAAUUUCUAGGCACAAGCUUAGAAAAAUUAGCAAACGGUUUAGACAAAGCAGAUUUCAUUCACUUAAAACAAUGUUUUGCUAAAGAAAACGAAUUUAAAUUAAUGACUCGCAAAGGUAUUUAUCCCUACGACCACAUGAAAUCUUGGAGAUCGUUCUCUGAGAGACAACUUCCUCCCAAAGAAAGCUUCUAUAAUACUUUAACUGACGAAGGUAUCAGCGAUGAAGAUUACAUGCAUGCACAAGUGAUUUGGGAUACUUUUAACAUAAGCAAUAUGGGAGAAUAUACAGAUCUUUAUCUCAAAACCGACGUCUAUUUACUAACAGACGUCUUUGAAAAUUUUAGAGCGGUUUGUAAAAAGCAAUAUCACUUAGAUCCUGCUUUUUACUUAACAGCUCCGAGCUUAUCAUUUGACGCAAUGUUGCUGAAAACAGGAGUAGAGUUAGAGUUAUUGUCUGACUUAGAAAUUAUACGUCUCAUACAGAAAGGAAUACGGGGUGGAAUUUGUUUAUGUUCUACUAGACAUGCUCAGGCGAAUAAUAUUUACAUGGAUAAUUAUGAUGAAACUAAAACGGAUUCAUUUCUCAUAUAUAUCGACUGUAAUAAUCUUUAUGGUUAUAGUAUGUGCCAGUCUUUGCCAGUAUCCCAUUUCAGAUUUUUGAAACAGCACGAAAUUGAUCAAUUACAAAUUAUGAACGUGCGCGACGAUGCGGAUUUUGGGUUUAUUCUUGAAGUUGAUUUAUUAUAUCCGGAAGAAUUGCAUUGUAUUCACAACGAUUAUCCAUUUUGCGCGGAGAAAUUCAUACCUCCGGGAGGUAAAACUUCUAAAUUAGUACCAAACUUAUAUUCAAAAUACCAAUAUGUGAUUCACUACGUUCAUUUAAAGACUUGUUUAAACCAUGGUCUAAUUUUACAAAAAAUUCAUCGAGUUGUGACUUUUAAACAAAGCAAAUUUUUAGCGCAAUAUAUAAAUCUUAACACAGAACUGAGAAAGAAAGCAGUAACACCAUUCCAACAAGAUUUAUUCAAACUUAUGAAUAAUUCUGUUUUUGGGAAAACAUUAGAAGACACUGAACGUAGAGUAGACAUCAAAUUAGUGAAUCAGUGGCAGGACGAUACCAAUCGAACAAACCGGUCUCUCUCUGCUGCAAAGUUAAUUUCUCGACCAAACUUCCAUAGCGCCACCAUUUUCUCCGAAAACUUAGUGGCUAUUCAAAUGAAACCGGAAAGAAUUAUAUUAGAUAAACCAAUUUACAUUGGCUUUGCCGUUUUAGAACUUUCUAAAAGUCACAUGUACCAGUUUCAUUACUCUGUAAUAAAGCCUCACUACGGAGAUAGAGUACGACUAUGCUAUACAGACACCGAUAGCUUUAUCUACCAAAUAGAAACAAAUGAUUUUUACGUAGAUAUAAAGCAACAUUUCUUACAAUAUUUCGAUACCAGUAAUUACGCUCUGAAAAAUCAGUAUGACCUUCCGAUUCGAAACAAAAAAGUACCUGGUCUAUUCAAAGACGAACUUGGCGGAUGUAUAAUGACUGAAUUUGUAGGGUUGAGAUCAAAGUUGUAUUGCAUUAAAACUGAUUCUAAUGUCAUUAAAAAGGCAAAAGGAAUAAGAAAAAAUGUUAUUAAGCACUUGGAGGCAUCUGAUUAUAGUAACGCAUUACUAAACGAUAAAAUAGUGCGUAGGAAAAAUAUUCUCUUUAAAUGUAUUAAGCAUAAUAUUUUUACACAGACUGUUAAUAAGAUUGCUUUGUCAAAUGCGGAUGACAAACGUUUUAUAUUGCAAGACAAAAUAUCCACAAUGGCAUGGGGGCAUAGCUCUUUGUUGUAAUAAAUAACUUUAAGCUGAAAUAAAUAUUAAAUAUAAAUAAUUUUUAUGUAAAAUAGGUACGUUAGUUUUAGACUUUAUUGUUAAAUUUAAUAUUAUAUUGCAUUUUCUGUUAGCAUUACUUUUUACUUACUUAUAAAAAUAAAUCAUUUUCAGAAUAUUUUUUUUUGGUUUUCUUACAAAAUUCCUUACCUGCUAAAUUAAAUUGAUAUUUUGUUUUUUUAUUUAUAAAAUUCAAGCAAAAGAAACAUUCGACAAUACUGAUUGUCAUGUUUAUGUACACGUGCUGAGUAUUAUGUAGGUCGUCAGUGACGACGAUAUUAAUUAUAAACUCAGCAAAAUGUGAUUGAUUCCUCAACUCGGUUAUUUUCUUACCAUUCACACUUUGUCUCUGACGAACGUUGUACUACAGUGCGAUUGCUUCUAUUCUUAUAAUGGCUCAAUCUCCUGACAUCAUGUUAUCCCAGUACGCUCAAGAUCCGCUGGAGGGAUUUACGCAAGAAUUUCCGGAGCUGUGUUCCAGACUCCACGCGCACGCUGUUCAAAGACAAGUGAAAAAGCCUAAGAAUAAAAAAGGUGUUUCAAAAAGAAGACUAGGACCGACGAAAUCCUAUGUGAUAACGAAAAAUCAGAAAGGAAAGAGGCUCAUCAAAAUAGAAGUUAUUGAUAUUGUGAGUGAUAUGGGAUCGGCUUCAUCCUCAGAAAUCACCGACCAAGAGGAUAAUGUGCUGAUCAGCGCACAAUACGUGGUCCAGGAUUCAUACGACGAAAUCAUGGACCUCACUGACAAUCUUGUUCAAAAAAUAUCGAAAAAACUUUGUGGUGAUAACUUUUAGUGUUUUUUAAGUGUAUAGUUUUAAUGUAAGUAUUAAGUUUUUAUUAAAGUGUAACGCAAACUUGUAAAUUAAUAUGUAAUUAUAAGAAUAGAAGCAAUCACACUGUAGUACAUUAACCGAAAAUUAUCAGUCUUUUUGUACUUAUUAUAUUAACUUAAUCAGGCAAUAAUUUUAUUUUCUUUCUUUUUUUCUUUUGGUGACGAUAAAAUUAAGAUUUCAUGUGUUUUUAUUACAAGUGUUUUUGAAAAUAUAGUCUUACAGUAACAA
Ostrinia nubilalis (European corn borer) is the source of this 5544-nucleotide messenger RNA. RefSeq lists its product as uncharacterized. The coding region runs from base 89 to 649 and encodes 186 amino acids. NCBI's taxonomy places the organism in Eukaryota, Metazoa, Arthropoda, Insecta, Lepidoptera, Crambidae. The record is from RefSeq and is a predicted model, not a curated record. The transcript is spliced from 5 exons.